CAUUUGUCUCUUGCUUAGCACUUCUGCCUGUGGAAACGGCGCGCUCCAUGCACUUUUCUUUCACCAUUGGCAGGGUUAGAUUCACUCAAGUUCAUGAUAUGUACUAGAUGGAUGUCACGUCAGGGCGUGCUAUGUUUUUUUAGCAGAAAGCAGAGUGUUUCGAGUGCAAUGUGCCUCGCGAAACAACGGAAUGUAGCACGCAUAACUGUUUCAGCGUAAUGAGCGUGUGUCGUUUCUAUCGGACAUUGUUGUCGCUAGAGAGUACGCGGCAAUGUCCUUUUCACUCUCAAGUCUCAAGUCUACUGUUCUGAAGAUGUAUGACUUUAUGAGUCCUCUGAAGAAGUUUUGGCUGCAGGGAGGCGCCAGUCAAAAGAGUUUGGCCCAAUGCAAAGCCAUAGCAAACUGCGUAUUGCCUCUGCAUCCGCACAACCUGUUGUGCCCGGGCUCCAUGGUUGGGCAGACCUCCCAGAUGGUCCACUAAGCUCCAUUCUUGCACUGUCAGGGUCCUUCCGUGAUGUUCUUGCCUUCGCGGCAACAUGCCGCUCUUGGCGUGCUGCAUUCUCCUCAUACCCAAACAAAUCUGCCUUCUGCACCAGAUUCCCACCUCUCCUCGUCCAAUUCAAUGUCUGUGUUCAAGCUCCUGAUCUCCCGUCUAACAAGGGUCGUCACGAGCUACGCACAUGUAAGGUCAUUGAUCCAAUCAACAAGAACAUUGCCCUUCGCUGCCAGAUUCCUCAAGAAAUUUAUCAGGAGAUGCAUUUUGCUGGCACUUCCUAUGGUCAACUAAUUUGCGGCCGUGCUGGAUAUUGUCUUGUUGUUGAUGUGUUCAGUGGUGCCGUGGUUUGUCCCCCACGUCUCCCAUUCAGCGGUGAUUUUGAGUUUGGGAAGGAGUUCUACUUCAGUGGCACUUUGACGGCUCCCAUUGCAUCACCCAACUCACACCUCCUUGUCAGUACUGCAAUCUCCCUGUUUGAUUGGCCGGUCGGAAGUGACUCUUGGUCUGAACUCCAGCUUUCUGAUGAAUCGAUAGAACAGCUUGUGGAAUUCAAUGGUCAGUUCAUCGCCAUGGAUGAUUGUUAUAAGAUCUACGCUUUGCAGCUGUCCCCCCAGCUUGGUCUGCAGGAGAUAACAACUGAGUGGGUCGGUCACCUGCCCCCAAGCUCGUACACGAAACCAUGGCUAGUGGUCUGCGGCGAUAUGCUUCUCAUGGUUCCCUGUUUCUGGACAGUGAGCUCAGGCAGCUCAGUACUACAAUGUAUACCCCACCACCUUGACAUGUCGACCAAUCCUGCAAAAUGGGUCGAGGUAAACCAGCUGGAUAAUUGGGCACUCUUUGUUGGGGGUGAUAUGAGGAGCCGGCCGUUUUCUUGCAUGAGCCCGGAAAGAUGGGGCAGGAGGAGCAAGUGGCUGUACUAUGCUGGACGUAGCUCUUUUAUUGUACAUGGAGUGGGUGAUGAGCGGGCUCCUUCUGCCGGCCCCAAGGUAGAGUACGAGAGAAGACGGCCCCGGGCCGGCAAGCUGCAGCCCCUUUGGGUGUAUCCAAGCAUCUUCUACACUGAUGCGCAGUGACCAUCGCGUGCAUCGACGGCUUGCUGCUCCACAAGCUCCUGAUGAAAAUUCCCCUCCUGCAACACAGAGUAGGGGCUUUUGCAACUUGGGCGGUGCCAUUGUAGCAUUAGCACUUAGAACAUUUGUAGCAGUUUGGUAAACCAGUAUCUAGAGUCUGGGAGAUUAGUGCUUAGAGCUAGUUAGGACUUAGGAGUGGUCAAGCUUCUAAGUCAGUACUAUUAAUUUAGCUGUGUUGUUUAAUUAUGUGCUGGAUGAUGUGUAAUACUUUGAACUACCUGUUUCUUGUCUCUGCUCCAGUGACACGAGUUCUAAGCUUCUACGUCGC
Triticum dicoccoides is the source of this 1894-nucleotide messenger RNA. RefSeq lists its product as uncharacterized. The record is from RefSeq and is a predicted model, not a curated record. The coding region runs from base 385 to 1569 and encodes 394 amino acids. The transcript has 2 exons. Gene Ontology annotation, molecular function: protein binding. Lineage: Eukaryota; Viridiplantae; Streptophyta; Magnoliopsida; Poales; Poaceae.